CUUUGCAGCCUCACGAUUGACGGGGUCGGCCAUAUUGGAAAGCAGAAAUAUAGUACGACCAUGAUUUCUCGGUUACGUUUGGUUAGCAGAAUCGGUGGUGCUUCAAGGCUCUUGGCACUUGCAAAACCAAGUGUUCCAGCCACCACAAGACUGAUGUGUCAGGUUACACCAAAGGAAGAAGAAACUCCUGAGUUUGGUCAGUUCUUUAGAGAUGUCAGCAGCAUGUUGAAAGAGAAAACUGGAGAAACAGGCCAUAAACUUCUUGCUGGAGGAUUACUCACUUAUAUGCUUUCAAAGGAAUUACUUAUUCUUCAUGAUGAGACUCUUCUUGGCGUUGUUAUGGCAGCCACUGUGUAUGCCCUUUACUUGAGGAUUUCCCAACCAAUCACAGACAUGCUGGAUGACAGAAGUCAGGAAAUCUUGGAUUUGUACAAUGAAGGUCGGAACAGUCAAAUUGAGGUUUUGACAAAAGCAAUAGAGGAAGAGAAGAAAAUUGAGUAUAUGCUCACUGCAAGAAAGGACAUCGUGGAAGUUAUGAGGGAAAACAAUGCAAUGUCUUUGGAGGUGGAGUACCGUAACAGGCUUCAUGAAGUUGUCAGGGAGGUCAAGAAACGUUUGGAUUACCAAGCAGAAAUGGAAGCUUUCCAGCGAAAGACUGAACAAGAUCACAUAAUUGACUGGGUGGAACAAGAAGUUGUGAAGAGUAUUACACCUCAACUGGAAAAAGACAGUGUUAGCCAGUGUAUAAAAGAUCUAAAAGCCAUGACACCAGCAUGAGAAUGCAAGUGUGAUUUAUAACAUUCAAACUUUGCAAGUGUUGUGCCUCUUUUUUGUGAAUAAAAAUUCUUGUUAUUGGAUUUGUAACUCCAAUGUGUCAGUGGUAAUUGCCAAAUAAAGGGUGAAUUAUCUUA
Orbicella faveolata is the source of this 911-nucleotide messenger RNA. RefSeq names its product ATP synthase peripheral stalk subunit b, mitochondrial-like. Gene Ontology annotation, biological process: proton motive force-driven ATP synthesis. Gene Ontology annotation, molecular function: proton-transporting ATP synthase activity, rotational mechanism. Lineage: Eukaryota; Metazoa; Cnidaria; Anthozoa; Scleractinia; Merulinidae. The record is from RefSeq and is a predicted model, not a curated record.